This is a messenger RNA of Miscanthus lutarioriparius, 1854 nucleotides long. NCBI's taxonomy places the organism in Eukaryota, Viridiplantae, Streptophyta, Magnoliopsida, Poales, Poaceae. The record is from the annotation of a GenBank genome assembly.
AUGGCCAGUAGCUUCUCCUUGAAACCACUAGAGUGCAGCAGCAUGAUGAGGAGCUGCUGCAGCCAUAUUUCUGCAGCUGCUUCUGCAUCGCCGCCGGUCAGGCAAUGGCCACGCAGCAUUUCAUGGCGGCGGCACAGCAGGCAGUUGCAAUGCCGCCGGUCGUCGCAACAGGGUUACUCCGCCGAAAGAAAACGGCAUGACGGCCUUGACGACGAAGGUGACAACCGCCUCAUCCAGAACUCCGGCAUCUUUCACCCAUCUAUCUGGGGAAAUAGCUUCAUUGGCUACUCCGACCCAGCUGCAGCUAAUUCAUCGCAACAACAGCAGAUUCAGAUGGAAGAACGAGCGGACAAACUCAGGGAAGAAGUGGCCGAAAUGGUAGCAAGUUCAACUUCCACUACUGCUAGUAGGCUGCACCUCAUCGAUGCACUGGAGCGUCUAUGCUUGGAUCACCUGUUCGAACAAGAGAUCAGUGCUGCACUAGCAGAGAUUGAGACUGCAGAUGUUAGUGACUAUAAUCUUGGAACGGUUGCACUGUGGUUUUGUCUACUCCGGAAACAUCAAUACAGGGUGUCGCCAGAUGUGUUUGUGAGGUUCAAAGACGGAGGAGAUUUUGUAGCGGACAGUUCUAGAGACCUACUUAACCUUUACAAUGCUGCGCAUAUGAGGACCCAUGGAGAGAUAAUACUUGAGGAAGCCAUGCUAUUCAGCCGAAGGCGUUUAGAAACAAUGAUACCCUAUAUGGAAGGGUCAUUAGCACGUGAAAUAAAAUCUGCACUUGAGAUCCCUUCCCCUAGAAGAGUUAGAAUCUACGAGUCAAAGUAUUGCAUCUCUGAGUAUGAGAAACAUGCCACGGUGCAUGAGAAGGUGUUGCAACUUGCAAAGUUGAACUCAAAUAUUAUGCAGCUCCAUCACCAACAUGAGCUGGCUAUCAUUACAAGGUGGUGGAAGGAUAUACAGGUUGAAACAAGACUUCCAUUUGCUCGAGAUAGAGUCGUGGAGUGCUAUUUGUGGAUAUUAGGGGUAUACUAUGAACCAUGUUAUUCACGAGGCCGAAUAAUAUUAACAAUGAUUAUCGCCAUUGUGACCCUUUUGGAUGAUAUUUAUGAUUCUUAUGCAACUCCAGAAGAAUGUGAAUUACUUACCAAGUGCAUUCAAAGCUGGGAUUCAAAGGGGGCUCAUGACCUCCCAGAGUGCAUGAAAUUUGCUUUGGAGAAAAUAUUGGAUAGCUAUGAAACCAUUGAAAAUAUGCUCCACCAGGAGGAGAAAUAUCGUAUGCCAUAUCUAAGAUACUUUACAAUAGACCUGGUUACAAGUUUAAACAUGGAGGUAAAAAUGCUUCAAGAAGGAUAUAUUCCGAAGUCUGUUGAGGAGCAUCUAAAGGUUUCAAUAAGAACUGGCGGAUGUCCCAUUUUGUCGUGUGCUUCCUUUGUUGGGAUGCAUGAUGUAGCAACAGUGGAUUGCUUUGAUUGGGUUUCUAGUGUACCUAAAAUGGUCCAGGCACUUUCUGUGAUUCUCAGACUGGUAGACGACCUCGAGUCAUAUGAGCGAGAGCAACUGAUCCCUCAUGUUGCUUCGACAAUCGAUAGCUACAUGAAGGAGCAUAAUGUCUCGAUUGAAGUUGCACGUGAGCAGAUACACAUACUCAAAGAGGAAUCAUGGAAAGAUUUUAACAGCGAGUGGCUUAACCCAGCCAAUGCCUACCCAAGGCAGCUAUUGGAGCGGAUAUUCAACUUGACGAGGACAAUGGAGUUCAUGUACAACCAAGAGGAAAAUUUCACAAACUGUCACAAUCUAAAGGAUUUCAUCCAACUAUUGUUGUUGGCUGAACCAUUUACGAUCCCCAUGAGCUAG